Molecule: messenger RNA, 1123 nt
Organism: Sapajus apella (tufted capuchin)
Lineage: Eukaryota; Metazoa; Chordata; Mammalia; Primates; Cebidae
Gene: USP41
Product: ubiquitin specific peptidase 41
Biological process (GO): protein deubiquitination
Cellular component (GO): cytosol; nucleus
Molecular function (GO): cysteine-type endopeptidase activity; cysteine-type deubiquitinase activity
Source: RefSeq, a predicted model, not a curated record
GCAUCUAGGUACCAGGGCGUAAGAAGCGACCCUGAAGACUCACUAAUGGGCUGUUCCUUUUCUCUGUGGCCAGUGUUUGUCCAGCAUGAUGCUGCCCAACUCUACCUCAAAAUCUGGAACCUGAUUAAGGACCAGAUCGCUGAUGUGGACUUGGUGGGGAGGCUGCAGGCCUUGUAUAUGAUCCGGAUGAAGGACUCUUUGAUCUGCCUCGACUGUGCCUUGGAGAGAAGCAGAAACAGCAGCAUGCUGACCCUCCCACUUUCUCUUUUCGAUGUGGACUUGAAGCCCCUGAAGACCUUGGAGGACGCCCUGCACUGCUUCUUCCAGCCCAGGGAGUUAUUGAGCAAAAGCACGUGCUUCUGUGACAACUGUGGGAAGAAGACUCGUGGGAAACAGGUCUUGAAGCUGACCCAUUUGCCCCAGACCCUGACCAUCCACCUCAUGCGAUUCUCCAUCAGGAAUUCACAGACGAGAAAGGUCUGCCACUCCCUGUACUUCCCCCAGAGCCUGGAUUUCAGCCACGUGCUUCCAAUGCAGGGAGAGAUCCAUGAUGCUGAGGAGCAGCCUGGAGGGCAGUAUGAGCUCUUCGCUGUGGUUGCGCAUGUGGCAAUGGCGGACUCCGGUCAUUACUGUGCCUACAUUCGGAAUGCUGUGGACGGAAAAUCGUUCUGCUUCAAUGACUCCAAUAUUUGCUCGGUGUCCUGGGAAGACAUCCAGUGUACCUACGGAAAUCCUAACUACCACUGGCAGGAAACUGCGUAUCUUCUGGUUUACAUGAAGGCGGAAUGCUAAUGGGUGUGCCCAAAACCUUCAGAGAUGGACACACUGUGAUUUUCCACUUCCAUCCUGGAUCUAUGGAGUCUUCUAAGAGAUUUUGCAAUGAGGAGAAGAAUCGUUUUCCAACUAUAUAAUUGAGCCUUAUUUAUCAUCAGGGAUAUAAUCAAGAUAUUUACCGCGGAAACCCUGCAGGACCUGAUCAGUCAGGAUGGACGCUUUCGCCAGCGGACCCGGCCAUGUGGCUGCUGGGUCUUGGGUGCUCUCUGCUGUGGUCAGCCCUUUAGUUAGGAGCCUGUGGAAGGUCCAGGUGCCCCAGGGAGGAGAGCAGUGGCAGUGGGGGGCAUCU